AUGCCAUUUUUUGUUAAUAAUUCAGAAGUGGAUGGGAAAGUUUGGCUUUUUUGGGCAGAGGAGGUGGAUUUUGAGCUGUCUUCAUGUUCGGAUCAAGCUAUUUCAGGAUGGUUUUCAUUUGGGUCGAGACGUUUGUUUGCUUCUUUUGUGUAUGCUAGUUGCUUCCGGGAUAAAAGGGUUGAAUUAUGGGAAUAUCUCAGGCUUCAAAAUCCUCAAGGGUUACCAUGGUUGGUUGGCGGAGAUUUUAAUAUUAUUCGUAGCGAUAGUGAAAAAGUAGGAGGGGUGUUUCAGGCACCUCGGGCAAAGAUGGCCAUGGAUUUUAAUAAUUGCAUUAAUGAUUGUGCAUUAUUGGAUAUUCAUUCGAAAGGAAACCGAUUGUCAUGGUGUAAUGGAAGGCUUGGUGGUAGGAGGAUUUGGGCGAGAUUAGACUGUAUUCUGGUGAAUGUGCAAUUUCUAAAUGAGUUUGAGGGAGCUGGUUUGUGUUAUCUGCCUCGGACAUCUUCUGAUCAUUCGCCUAUGGUGCUUAAUUUUUCCACUCAACGAGAACAAUAUAUGAAGCCUUUUCGAUUUCUCCGUAUUUGGGGUACACAUGAGGGAUUUCUUCCUUUGGUCAAAAGUUGUUGGGAUAAGGCGAGUUAA
Messenger RNA from Carya illinoinensis, 639 nucleotides. RefSeq lists its product as uncharacterized. The transcript has a single exon. The coding region runs from base 1 to 639 and encodes 212 amino acids. Lineage: Eukaryota; Viridiplantae; Streptophyta; Magnoliopsida; Fagales; Juglandaceae. The record is from RefSeq and is a predicted model, not a curated record.